GAGCUUCUGAGCUCACCCUGUUUGCAGUCGAAUCGUGAGAGAAAUAAAAUUUUAAAUAAAGAAGAAACUAUAAGGAAAAUUCCAUUCUUCUUUUAUAAUAUCAUUAAAGAGCUAUUUGGAACAGAGUCAAGCUGCUCAGUUAUAUAAAAGAAAGAAUGGCAUAUUGUUGGAAAACAGAUCUAAAUCCCAGGGAAUCACAUGAAGAUCAGCAUGAGCACCAAGAAUUGCAUUCCAUAAAUCAACCCAUUUUUCCUGGCCAAGUCAGUCUGGGUUUUGAUCAGCUAGUAGAAGAAAUCAAUAAUAAAAUUCCACUCUAUCAGAGUGAAAUUGAAGAAAACACUGUUUUUGUGCCCAGUUCACCAAACUGGGACUCCAAAAAGCAUUCAUCAGAUGGAACACAGCAAACAGCUACAAAUGAAUUUAAUUCUAAAAGCUCAGAACCCUCUUGUCACCAAGUUAGGGAAACAGCAGUAAUUGGUUUUAGGCCUUCUGUGCUACCAAAUCCUCAAAACAUGAAUAAAGAAAGCUCUUGGGGAAACUCCGUAGGAAAGCAUCAUGGUGCUGAUGAUUACAGAUGCAAUAUUUCAGCUCCACCAUCCACUAGUUUGCAUAAAAUUAAUUCACAAAAAGAAUUGGAAAAUAAAAAUCAUAACUACCAUAAAAGAUUUGAAAGUAGCACUCCUUCUAUAUAUCCAUCCUUCUCAACUGACUUCAUGCCAAAAGAAGGGAAUAAAAGGAAUAGAAGGACAAAUGUUGUGGAACCCCCUUUCCGGCUCUUUAAAGGUUCCUCCCCUCCCAGGUUGUGGGAAAGUUCGUGGCCAAAGAACAUAGAGCCCAUAGAUUGUUCAAUUCAACUAAUUGAAGUACCUCAAGGCAGUAGUGUAAGUCUGGCCUCCUUUUGCGACAAAGUAAAAAAAAUCAGAGAAUCAUACCAUGCAGCUGACAUUAGUUCCAACUCGGGGAAGAUCUGGAGCACGACUACAGCGUUUCCAUAUCAACUCUAUUCUAAUACUAAGUUUAGUAUCAAUAUUUUGAUUGAUAACUCAACACAACUUCAUUUUAUGCCACAUGCUAAUUGUCUUGUCAAAGACCUAAUUGCAGAAAUUCUACAUUUUUGUGCAAAUGACCAGUUAUUCCACAAAGAUUGUCUUCUAAGUUUAUGUGGCUAUGAAGAAUUUUUACAGAAUGAUCACUCUUUGGGAAGCCACAAAGUAUUUCAGAAAGAUAAAUCUAUUAUUCAACUUAAUCUGCAGAAAAAUAAAGAAUUUCCCGGAAAGUUAUCUCGAACGCAUGAAGAUGACCACAGUCCUUUUUUUCUGAACCAACUUUUAGAAUUUAUGCAUAUUUGGAAAAUAUCCAGACAGUGCCUUUCAACAAUAAUAAAAAAAUAUGACUCCCACCUGAAAUACCUAUUGAAAACCCAGAAAGAUGCAGAGAAGAAACUUUUGCCAUCAAAUUUCUCCAAUGUUCCAAAUACUUUUAAGAAAAAUGUGGAAAAUAUAAUUGAAGAUGUUAAAAAUAUAUGCAGUGUUCUGGGAUCUGUGGAGACGAAGCAAAUUACAGAUGCUGUAGGUGAACUGAAACUAAUUCUACAGCGAAAAUCAGAGAAUUUUCAUGAAGGCUUGGAGACUUCAACAAAAGGAUUGAUAGAAAAAGUGACAACUGAACUAUCCACAUCCAUCUACCAGCUAAUUGAUGUCUAUUGCAGCAGCUUUUAUGCAGAUUUCCAACCUCUAAAUGCACCUGAUAGUGUUUCCUGUGUACAUCCUGGGCUCCAUUCCCACCUUAGCUUCACAGUGUAUGCAGCUCACAAUAUUCCAGAAACCUGGAUGCAUAGCUAUAAAGCAUUUUCAUUUUCCUGUUGGCUUACGUAUGCUGGAAGGAAGCUGUGCCAAGUGAGAAACUGCAGAAAUAUUCAAGUUAAAAAGUUGUUUUUUCCCUUGGUCAACUGGAACGAAAUCAUCAAUUUUCCUCUUGAAAUAAAGUCACUUCCAAGGGAAUCCAUGCUCACUAUAAAACUAUUUGGGAUUAACUGUGCAACCAAAAAUGCGGACUUUUUGGCCUGGAGUUCUUUUCCAUUGUUUCCAAAAAACAAACCCAUUCGUGGGUCUAUGCUAUUCAGCAUGACAUCACAGAGCGAGCCUCCCAUGGAAAUGGUAGCUCCAGGGGUGUGGGACACAAGUCAGCCAUCCCCAGCGACCUUGCAGAUUGACUUUCCAGCUACUGAGUGGGAGUAUAUGAAACCUGAUUUUGAAGAUAAUAGAAGUAAUCUUGAAGAACCACCAAAAGAGUGUUUAAAACAUAUUGCCAGACUUUCACAGAAACAGUCUCCCUUACUACUCUCUGAAGAAAAGAGAAGAUAUUUAUGGUUUUAUCGCUUCUACUGCAAUAAUGAAAACUGCUCCCUUCCUCUGGUCCUGGGUAGUGCUCCUGGAUGGGAUGAAAGAACUGUUUCAGAAAUGCAUACCAUUUUAAAAAGAUGGAAAUUUUCUCAUCCUUUAGAGGCACUUGGACUUUUGACUUCCAGUUUUCCAGAUCAAGAAAUUCGUGAUGUGGCAGUUCAGCAAUUAGACAACCUCUUGAAUGAUGAACUGCUGGAGUAUCUCCCACAGCUUGUACAAGCUAUCAAGUUUGAAUGGAACCUUGAAAGUCCUCUGGUGCAACUCCUACUACACCGCUCACUGCAAAGCAUCCAGGUUGCCCAUCAACUUUACUGGCUGCUAAAGGAUGCACAGAAUGAAGCUUAUUUUAAAAGCUGGUAUCAGAAGCUGUUGGCUGCUCUCCAAUUCUGUGCAGGGAAAGCCUUGAGUGAUGAGUUUUCCAAAGAGAUGAAACUUAUCAAAAUUCUGGGAGACGUUGGGGAAAAAGUCAAGUUGGCUAGUGACCCUCAGAGACAGGAGGUACUGAAGAAAGAGAUUGGCAGACUACAAGAAUUCUUUCAGUAUGUAAAUACCUGUCACCUUCCUCUGAACCCUGCCCUCUGUAUAAAGGGGAUUGAUCAUGAUGCAUGUUCAUAUUUCACAUCUAAUGCUUUGCCAUUGAAGAUUACUUUCAUCAAUGCUAAUCCAAUGGGCAAAAACAUCAGCAUCAUUUUUAAGGCUGGAGAUGAUCUUCGUCAGGAUAUGCUUGUUCUGCAGAUUGUUGAAAUGAUGGAUAAUAUUUGGCUACAGGAGGGCCUGGAUAUGCAAAUGAUCAUUUAUAGAUGUCUAUCCACAGGAAAAGGCCAAGGAUUGGUACAGAUGGUGCCUGAUGCUGUAACCCUAGCAAAGAUCCAUCGCUCCUCUGGGCUGAUGGGACCGCUGAAGGAAAAUACGAUCAGAAAGUGGUUCAGCCAGCACAACCACUUAAAGGCGGAUUAUGAAAAGGCCUUGAGGAACUUUUUCUAUUCCUGUGCUGGCUGGUGUGUGGUAACAUUCAUCCUGGGAGUCUGUGACCGUCACAAUGACAAUAUCAUGCUGACCAAGUCGGGCCACAUGUUUCAUAUUGACUUUGGGAAAAUUUUAGGUCAUGCACAAACAUUUGGAGGAAUAAAAAGGGACCGAGCCCCUUUUAUUUUUACUUCAGAGAUGGAAUACUUUAUUACAGAGGGUGGGAAAAACCCACAGCAUUUCCAAGAUUUUGUGGAACUUUGCUGUCGAGCUUAUAAUAUUGUCAGGAGACACAGCCGACUAAUAUUGAACAUGCUAGAACUGAUGCUACAUGCAGGGCUGCCAGAGCUCAGUGGGAUCCAAGACCUGAAAUAUGUGUACAAUAAUCUUCGUCCACAAGACACAGACCUGGAAGCAACAAGUCAUUUUACCAGGAAAAUAAAGGAAAGUCUGGAGUGUUUCCCUGUUAAAUUGAAUAACUUAAUUCACACACUUGCACAAAUGACAGCCGUAAGCUCUACCAAAUCUACUUCACAGAAUUUUUCCCAAAAAUCUUGUAUGCUGAGUGCAACCAGGUCAAUUCGAAGAGCGACAAUUUUAAGGUUCAGCAAGAAAACUAGAGCUCUAUAUCUAAUCCAGGUAACACACAGUAACAAUGAAACAAGCCUGACAGAAAAGUCAUUUGAAGAGUUUUCAAAACUUCACAGUCAACUUCAGAAGCAGUUUGCAUCACUGACUCUUCCAGAGUUUCCUCAUUGGUGGCACUUACCCUUUACAAAUUCAGAUCACAAAAGAUUCAGAGAUCUAAAUCAUUACAUGGAACAGAUAUUAACUGAAUCAUAUGAGGUUGCAAAUAGUGAUUGUGUUCUUAAUUUUUUCCUCUCUGAGCCUGUGCAACAAACACUUGAAGAAUCAUCAUCUUUGCUCCUAGGUGAGAAGUUUCCUGACAAGAUGCCUAAAGUGCAGUUAGUCAUAUCACAUGAAGAUGCGAAGCUGACUAUACUAGUGAAACACAUGAAAAACAUUCAUCUCCCAGAUGGCUCCAUGCCCAGUGCACAUGUUGAAUUUUAUCUUUUACCAUAUCCCAGUGAAGUCCGUAGGAGGAAAACAAAAUCUGUUUCAAAAUGUACCGACCCCACUUACAAUGAAAUUGUGAUAUACAAUGAAGUCACAGAGCUCCAAGGACAUGUCUUAAUGCUAAUUGUGAAGAGCAAAACCACAUUUGUGGGAGCAAUUAAUAUCCAACUUUGCAGUGUCCCACUCAAUGAAGAAAAAUGGUACCCACUAGGAAACAGCAUAAUUUGACCACUGCUGUGAAAAUGUGCAUUAUUCAUUAACUGCUUGUGUUUUUUCCACUUCUGAGCAUCUCCAUCAUGAGCAGGACAUUUUUGUUGUGAAAGGUAGUGUAGUGUAUUAAGAACACAAGAAAAAGAAACCAGAAUCAAUCUUUUAUGGUCAGUUAUUCUAUACCUGCAUUUCAUUUUUAAAAAAUCAUUUCUCCUUAAAUAGAAUGCCAAUUGUACAUAAUUCAAUGUGUAAAGUAAUACAGGACUUUAAUUUAAAUACAUCUUCUAUAUCAAACAUUUGUUCACACUUUGUUUUAAUUAUGUACAUAAGCUAAAAGCACUACUUUUAAUGUAUUUUCUAAGAAACACAGGAAAGUGGUUGGGGGAAGGCAGAGACAAAUGUAUUUGAAAAAAUACAUAAAUUAAUUUUUAAAAAAACACGGGAAAAUAAAUAAAUCUCACUAAUUUAAGACAUAUAUCUGCAAUAGAUUUUUAAAAUUUGAAAUAUUUUUGUUUCUCUUACCUGGGGAGAUAUAGGAGAUAAAAUAUUGCUAAGAGCAAUGUCCAAAUGUUAUUGCCUAUGUUGUCUUCUGGGAUUUUUAUAGUUUUGAGUCUUACAUUUAAAUCUUUAAUCCAUUUGGAGUUUAUUCUUCUGUGUGGUGUAAGAAGGUGGUCUAGUUCCAUUUUUCUGCACAUAUCCCUCCAAUUUUCCCAGCACCGUUUAUUGAAUAAACUAUCUUU
Molecule: messenger RNA, 5395 nt
Organism: Pteronotus mesoamericanus
Lineage: Eukaryota; Metazoa; Chordata; Mammalia; Chiroptera; Mormoopidae
Gene: PIK3C2G
Product: phosphatidylinositol-4-phosphate 3-kinase catalytic subunit type 2 gamma
Exons: 34
Coding region: 156-4673 (1505 amino acids)
Biological process (GO): phosphatidylinositol-mediated signaling; phosphatidylinositol 3-kinase/protein kinase B signal transduction; cell migration
Cellular component (GO): phosphatidylinositol 3-kinase complex; plasma membrane; cytoplasm
Molecular function (GO): 1-phosphatidylinositol-4-phosphate 3-kinase activity; 1-phosphatidylinositol-3-kinase activity; phosphatidylinositol binding
Source: RefSeq, a predicted model, not a curated record